AUGUGUGCUAAUGCAUAUAUUGAAUUAUCUGAUAUUAUUAAGAAACUUGUAAUGAAAACCUAUGUUAUUCCACUGCUAAUGACAUUCCACAUGCAAGUGACCGAUACGAAAGAGGCACCGAUAAUACAGCCUUUUAGCUUUCCCGAGAAUGUUAGAAUUGGCCACACUUUAAGCAUAGCCUGUACAGUAAUGAAAGGCAAGCCUCCAUUUGAGUUUUCUUGGCAGAAAAAUAACAAAAUAUUAAAGAGAAGUGUUAGCAUUAAUACGCAGGAAAAAGUUUCAACUUUAUUGAUAGAUCCAGUCACCAAGGAAUCUACAGGGAAUUAUACGUGCAUAGUCAGCAAUGUAUUCGGAAAAAAUUCGUUUUCUUCAUACUUAAGUGUAAGAGCUCCACCUUCUUGGAUAACAGAACCGAAUGAUAGAGAUACAGUGGAAGGUUUGAAGAUUUCGUUUGAAUGCAAAGCAUCAGGAUUUCCAUUUCCGAAGAUAACGUGGAGAAGAAUUGGUAGUAUGGAUAAAGAAAAUGACAUAAGUAUAGUACAAGGUCAUAUGAAUGGAACUCUAACAUUUGCCCCAACUUUUAAAGGCCAUGAAGGAAAGUACAUGUGCGAAAUAGAUAAUGGUGCUGGAGAACCGCUUAGUAAAGUAGUUUCUCUCACUGUACAUGAUCUACCAAAAAUUCAACCAUUUCAAUUUCCGCAAAAUGUCAAGCUCGGAGAAAAAACUAGCAUCACCUGCAUCGUGAAGACAGAUCACUCAAGUCUUACUUAUGAGUGGCAGAAAGAUGGGAAUCCUUUAAAACCCUCUAGAAACAUCAACAUUGAGUCCAGUAAGCUGCACUCCACCCUAAUAAUUAACCCCGUAGAAGAUGGUUCUGUUGGUAAUUACACUUGCAUAGCUAAGAGCAAAAGUGGGAAAGACAUAUAUUCAACUUUCUUGCUUGUUAAAGCUCCUCCAACAUGGAUAAAAGAGCCAGAGAGUAUUGAAGUAGUAGAAGGCCAGAUUAUAAGAAUAACUUGUGCUGCAAAUGGAUACCCUAUGCCAAAAAUGGCCAUAAUAAAAGAAGAUACUAUGAACGACAUCUCCUUAAGUACGACAAAAGUACUCUACAAAGAAAAUGGAAAUAUAACCUUGAAUUUUGAACCUGUUCAAAAAUUAGACGACGGGAAAUAUUUAUGUCGAGCAAAAAAUGAUGUUGGAGAUCCAAUUGAACGAAAAUUUGCAAUAUUGGUUAAUGCUACCAAUUAUAAAAUCCAACCGUUCAUUUUUCCAACGACGGUUCGCGAAGGCGAAUCAACCAAAGUUAUGUGUUCCGUUACAACUGAGGAGAAACCAUUAGCUUUUAAAUGGUUCAAAAACCAAUUACAGAUCAAAUCAAGUGACAGACGUGAAAUUUCUCAUCAUUCCGACUAUUCGCUACUGAAGAUCAAAACCAUUUCAUCCGAAGAUUCUGGAAAUUAUACUUGUGUAGUUCGCACAACGCAUGGUACUUUAAACUAUACUGCUGAGCUCUUGGUUGAAGCUCCAGUGCAAUGGUUAUCAGAACCAGUUGAUCAAGAAAUUAAAUUAGGAGAAAGUGUUAAAUUUUCUUGCUCUGCAAAAGGAUUUCCGACACCUAGAAUUCAAUGGUUGAAAUUGUCAGAUAAUAAUAGAGUUAAUAUCAUUACGCACAGUCGGAUCAAAAUAGAACAUGGUUCACUUCAUUUAUCCGACAUAAAAAUUGACGACAGUGGGGUGUAUGUUUGCUCAGCUAACAAUGGAGUUGGUGAAACACUUGAAAAAGAAGUCUUAUUAUCAGUAAUUGAUGCCCCAGAGAUAAACCCAUUUCAUUUGUCGCCAAAAUUGAAAAUAGGAGAUAUUGCAAGUCUACACUGUUCAGUUAUACGAGGACAAACACCAUUAAGAUUUGAAUGGUAUAAAAAUGGGAAUUUGAUAAAAUACCCUUCCAAUCAAAUUCAGAUGAACGAUAAGUUUUCUAAUUUGGUUAUUGAUCCAAUAAAAGGAUCUUCUGCAGGAAAUUAUACUUGUGCUGUCAAAAAUGACUUUGGAACAACUAGUUACUCUGUAUUUCUUGUUGUACGAGCUCCACCAUUUUGGAUCCAAGAACCAGAAAAUAAAGAAACAACAGAAGGGUCGGCUGUAUCACUAUCAUGCUAUGCUGGAGGAAUGCCGUCCCCAGAAAUUACUUGGAAAAAAAUUGGUUCUGCUCAAAAACAGGAAGUAUCAUUUAUGCACAAAAAUAAAGAAAAUAUUAACGGUUCUCUUUUACUGAAUCCUGUUUUGAAGGAACAUGAAGGAACUUACUUAUGUGAAGUAAAUAAUGAAGUUGGGGAAACACUGCAGAAAUCAGCAUCUCUGGUUGUUUACGAUGCUCCUAAAAUUUCACCAUUUGCCUUUCCGCCAAUGGUCCAAAUUCAAGAAAAAACGUCCAUCGCUUGCUUUCUAAAACAAGGAACACUACCAUUAACGUUCAGAUGGUCUAAGGAUAAUAGAAUUUUGUCAGAAACUGGAAAUAUUAAAAUAAAAACAUUAGAUGAUAUGUCAGCUUUAACAAUAGACCCGGUUUCUCCGAAAGAUUCUGGAAACUACUCAUGCUUGGUAUCUAAUCCGUUUGGAAAAAAUAUUCAUUCUGCUGUACUAAAAGUGGAAGCUCCACCUCACUGGAGGAUUGAACCAAAAGAUAUUGAAGCAAUGGAAGGAGAUGAAAUUUUCUUAUUUUGUCAAGCAGAUGGUCUACCAUUGCCAAAAUACACAUGGACCAAAAUAAAUGGGAGAGAAACAACAGUUCUUAAGCAAGCUGUCAAUGGCAAUUUCACAAUUCAACGUGUGAAUACACAGCAUGCAGGAGAGUAUGUUUGUAAUGUAGAAAACGGCAUAGGUGAAAUUUUAAGAAAAUCUUCUAAAUUAGUAAUUCAUGAGAAAUCUCCCAAAAUCCAACCGUUCAGUAUCCCUGAGAAACUUACAGAAGGAGAAGAAGUAAAACUUGGAUGCUUAGUAAGAAAAGGUAGUAAACCAUUCCACUUUAAAUGGUUUAAAGGAAAGUCAGAACUGAAAAACAGUGUAGAAUACGAAAUUAUUAGCAAAGAUGAAGUGUCAUUCCUCACUGUGAAAAAACUAACAGGAUACAGCAGCGGAAAUUUUACUUGCCGUGUUUCCAAUUCCUUUGGAGAUGACAGCUACGCGGUUUCACUUGUAGUAACGGCUCCCCCUCAAUGGGUUACAGAGCCAUUUGGAGUGGAAGGACUAUUAGCCAGCAAAGUAACUUUAGAAUGUUUUGCUGCUGGUUACCCUCUUCCUGAGAUAACAUGGAGUUAUUUGAAGGGAAGUGGAGAAAAAAUGCCUUUGAUAUCUAAAAAUGGAUCACUUGUAUUUGAGUCACUUAAAGCAGACGACGAAGGAGAAUAUGAGUGUAAGGCAUUUAACAAUGUAGGUGCAAGUUUAGAAAAAGUAAUAUCGCUUUCAGUUAUUGUUCCAGCACGAUUUGAUGAUAAAUUCACAGUAAUAACGGUCAAGAAAGGUGAUAGUGCUAGUCUUAGGUGUGAAGCUGUGGGAGACCAACCUCUUUCUGUUAAUUGGAAAAGGGAUGGAAAUGAAUUGAGAAAAAUCAAUGGUGGGCGAUAUGAAAUAUUUGAAACCCUCACACCAAAAGGCUUGAAAUCAGAGUUGGUUUUACGUGAGGCUGAUCGAGUAGAUGGACAGUUGUAUACAUGCCUAACAGAAAACCCGUACGGAAAAGAUGAGAGAAAUAUUAAACUUUUGGUCAUGGAGGUUCCUGCUACACCGCUUGACCUAAAAGUGCAAGAAGUGUGGAGCAGAAGUGUUAGUGUGUCUUGGUCACCUCCGUACACAGGAAAUAGUCCUAUAACGAAAUACGUGCUACAGUACUGGAGAGAUGCUGGGCGUCAUCGAUUAGAAGAGAAGGUAGUUUCAAGUGCUCAGACAUCAGCACUAAUUAAAGAUCUUCACCCUGGUAUCAAUUAUGGUCUCGCUAUCGUGGCUGAAAACACUGUUGGGCGAGGUGAACCCUCUGACACAAUCUCAUUUUCUACCGGAGAAGAAGAGCCCUCUGGAUCACCUAUGGAUGUUAAUGUGGAUGUGAAAGGCACUGCUUCUCUUCUUGUAACUUGGAAGAACCCACCAAAGAGCGAAUGGAAUGGUAAACUUAAAGGAUACUACGUUGGGUACAAGAUAAUACAUGACUCCAGCCACCCAUACUCCUUCAAGACCGUGGAUUACGUUCCAGGGGGAGUUCAGGAGCAUAUGAUUACGAGUCUUCGAAAAGACACCGAGUACAGCAUCAUCGUAAAAGCUUUUAAUACAGCAGGAAGUGGACCACCUUCACAAGAAGUGGUUGUGAGAACACUUGGUGGCGAUCUUCCGCAAGCUCCAAUUGUAUUUGUCGUAGCUACUUCAGAAACGUCUAUCAAAAUACAAUGGAGAACAGUUGAUAACAAAAUGCCUGUAUCAGGCCACGCCAUUCAUUACCGGAAGAAAGGGGAGGCUUGGCAACGCGUCGCUUUGACGUCAUCAAAUGAGAACUCGUACUCCCUGUCAGGAUUACAGUCAGGGGCUCUCUACCAGCUCUACGUAACUGCCACCAGUGACUAUGGAGAGGGGGAUCCCAGUGAUGUUGUCACAGUUAAAACUUAUGCUGGCCACGACAAUAUUGUUCUUUUUCCUGGCACCCAAGAGCCUCAAAUGAUGAUGGAUAUGUCUCUGUUGAUACCAGUUGGCGCAUCUUUGUUAGCCGUCAUUGUGGUCAUUAUUGCUGUAUGCGUGUGGGUCCUCAAAGCAAAAUCCAGACGAAAUUUGGAAAGAGCAAUACAAGAAGACAAGAGAUACAUCUAUGCAGCUGCUACUCAGCGGUAUGUAGACAUAGACAAAACCAGGUCCCUACCAGCGUAUCACGACCCAGCGCUCAUUCAUUUCCCGACACCCUAUGCCACCGUGCCCAUGGGAGACGACAUUUCAGAAGGAGGGGGAAAUAAUGACCCCAACCAAGAAAUGAAAGCAUUCAUAUCACAGAAUAUGAAAGACAGACCAUUACCAAAACCUGGGACGUUGAAAAAACAAAGAGAUUCUCACAUCUACGAUAGUCCGCAGUGA
Messenger RNA from Uloborus diversus, 5106 nucleotides. RefSeq names its product cell adhesion molecule DSCAM-like. The record is from RefSeq and is a predicted model, not a curated record. The coding region runs from base 1 to 5106 and encodes 1701 amino acids. Lineage: Eukaryota; Metazoa; Arthropoda; Arachnida; Araneae; Uloboridae. The transcript has 30 exons. Gene Ontology annotation, molecular function: protein binding; axon guidance receptor activity. Gene Ontology annotation, biological process: homophilic cell-cell adhesion; synapse organization. Gene Ontology annotation, cellular component: plasma membrane; axon; neuronal cell body.